This is a messenger RNA of Cuscuta campestris, 2014 nucleotides long. NCBI's taxonomy places the organism in Eukaryota, Viridiplantae, Streptophyta, Magnoliopsida, Solanales, Convolvulaceae. The record is from the annotation of a GenBank genome assembly.
AUACAAAUGUGGCAAAUAAUUUGGGACGGGGGAGUAAUAUUUUAGUAUUCUUUCAAUUUAGUUUUUAGGUUUUUUCUAGAGUUUUCGAGUAGGUUCGGGCACUAUAAAAGAGAACAGGGAAGAAGUAAGAAUGACGAAGAGCAGAUCUGAGAUUUAGGUUUCAUAUGAGGGCGGUUGCCUCGAUCUCUACGCUAGCCGGGGGACAUGUCCCCUUCGAAUUUGGGAUCAACAACCCUCGAGAUCAACAAAUUACUCCGUACGUACAAACUUUUCAGACUUAUUCGGGUCGUUGCCGGAGGUGGCGGUGGGGGCGCCGAAGCAGCGGUGAUGACCUUUUAUUUCUUGUGAGCGAGUUGACCGGCAUUUAGGGUGACCCGACCCGUAUCUUGGCGUGGCAGCACACCGACAACACCCAGAUUCGGUGCAAUUGCAGCCAUGGCGGAUUGGCGGUGUCAGUCUUUCCCCCCGUCUUUGCAUGUUCUUGAACUGCACUUUUUUUUUUUUUUUUUUGCAAUUACAUCCCAAAUAUUUCCAUGGUUUCAUAUGUACACUAUGUUUGGUUAUGGAAUUUGGAUGGAAAAGAAAUGAAAAUGAGUUUCUCUCAUUUUCCUCAAGCAGAUUGAGGCUUUUCUGGAACACAUAGAAGAGGUGAUUAGUUUCAGAGGGUGGUUGCUUUCUUUUCUAUGUGUAGUUCCGUUUAGCCCAUGAUAUCUUUAGUUUCCUGAAUAAGUGAAGCUUAAAUUCAACAGCCCUAAAUGAAGAUGGAUUGAUUUUGGUCCUUCGUCUAUUGCAUUGCAUUUAUGCAAUUUAUUUAAGAGACGGAGGGAGUAUUAUAUGGUUAAUCAUUUUCAGUUGUGCUGACUUUCUGGGAUUACUUCAAUAGUUGAAUGUGUGGUGCGUUUGGUACACGGAAUUGAUGUAAUUGAAAUUGAAUUGGGAGUUGAAAUUCGAUGGAAUUGAUUUAGAUGGAAUUGAAUUCUCCAAUUCCAAUUCAUUUUUGGCACUACCAAUUCCAAAUCUACAAAUUCUUGUGCUACCAAACAACAAAAUUGGAAUUGUUGUCCCCAUUUCAAUUUCCAUAGUUUGAAUUCCAUGUAUGAAAGUUGAGGCUGUGAUGAUAAUCUUAUUAUUAUUUAGAUGCAAAAAUCAGAUCUCUAGGGCAAGGCGGCCUGCAUAUUGGCGAGGCAGUUGUCUUCUUGCAGCCAUGGCAGGGUUUGCCUGUGCCCUGUGCUGUUUUUCUGAUAUAGUGAAUGUAAUCUGAGCCUCAUGUACUGAGAUGCAUUUAAGUCCGAAGGGAUUUCAUUUCAUCUAAAUGAGAAGGUUUUUAACUCUUCAUUCUUAACAGCCUCUCUACUUACUGGCUAAGGUAAGUUUUGCAUACAUACAUACUCCACUUCUAAGGGAUUUUACUGGGUUUGCUUGUUGUUGUAACAUUAUUGAGUUUUUCGAUCUAUGGUUAAAAUUUCGAAAGGUGGAAACCAUUAUUGAAAUUAAGGGAUUACCAGUAUAACAUUAUUGAAAUUUGGGAUUACCAGUAUAACAUUAUUGAAAUUAUGGGAUUACAUGUAUAACUGAAACAAUGAUUUUCAAACUUGAUACAGUGAUGAGCAUUUUUUAUUAUUACAUAAUAAAAAACUAGAUUUGGGCCUCUUGCAUCUAGGCUUGGGUGCUUUAACGGCUUGACAGUCACUUUCUUGCAGGCAUGGCAGGUUGUGCUCUUGCUAUGCUGAUAGGGAAAAUAAAAUCUGAGCCUCUGUGUACUAGUAUCAUAGUAUGUAUGGAAAGCUUGGCAACCAUCUCAACUCCAAUCCCGGAUUUGGAGUGUUUGCAGCCACGGUGGUGUCUGUAUUCUUUUCCCUCUAUACCCUUUUGGAAGCUCAACUGCAAUUCUUCCUACCAUUACUACACUGCAAACAUUCCUAUGGUUUCCAUUGGCUUUGUAUUCGACUAUUCACUGUUUUUUCAUAUCCAAGUUUUUCUUUUUAUAUUUUCCAAAAAAAAAACUAACAUAUUC